UGCACCGGCGCCGUGUUCCUGGGCGGCGAGGUGCUGCCCUACUCUGUGUGCUCCCGCCACGGGCUGGCCAUCGCCUCGCACACGCUCGGCCUCACCCGCCUGCUGAUGGCCGCCACCUUCCCACUCUGUUACCCGCUGAGCCGCCUGCUGGACUGGGCGCUGCGCCAGGAGCUCAGCACCUUCUCCACCCGCGAGCGCCUGCUGGAGACGCUGCGCGCCGCCGACCCGCACAGCGACCUGGUGCGGGAGGAGCUGGCCAUGGUGCAGGGCGCGCUGGAGCUGCGCACCAAGGUGGUGGAGGACGUGCUCACCCCGCUGGCCGACUGCUUCCUGCUGCGCUCCGACGCCGUGCUGGACUUCGCCACAGUCUCCGAGAUCCUGCGCUCCGGCUACACCCGCAUCCCGGUCUACGAGGGCGACCGGCGGGACAACAUCGUGGACCUGCUCUUCGUCAAGGACCUGGCCUUCGUGGACCCGGACGACUGCACCCCGCUGCAGACCGUCACCCGCUUCUACCGCCGGUCGCUGCACUGGGUCUUCAGCGACAGCCGCCUGGACACGCUGCUGGAGGAGUUCAAGAAGGGUAAAUCGCACCUGGCCAUCGUGCAGCGGGUGAACAACGAAGGGGAAGGAGACCCGUUCUAUGAGGUGAUGGGGAUCGUCACGCUGGAGGAUGUCAUUGAAGAGAUCAUAAAGUCCGAGAUCCUGGAUGAGACAGACCUUUACACAGACAACCGAAAGAAGGAGAGGGCACUGCACCAAGGCAGGAAGCCACACGACUUCUCCAUCUUCAGGCUCUCAGACAGCGAGAUGAAGGUGAAGAUCUCCCCUCAGUUGCUGCUGGCCGUGCACCGCUUCAUGGCAUCAGAAAUCGAACCCUUCAAAUCUCCCUGCCUCUCAGAGAAGAUCCUGCUGAGGCUCCUCAAACACCCCAACGUCAUCCAGGAGCUGAAGUACGAUCAUAAGAACAAGCGGGCCGUGGAACACUAUCUCUACCAGCGCAACCGGCCAGUGGACUACUUCAUCCUCAUCCUGCAGGGCAAAGUGGAAGUGGAGAUUGGCAGGGAAGGGCUGCGGUUUGAGAAUGGAGCGUUCACCUACUAUGGCGUCCCAGCCAUCAUGGCUGUCAUCUGCUCAGAUAACCAUGUGAGGAAAGUGAGCAGCCUGGCUGGAUCCUCCUUCCUGUUGCCCGUCUCAGUGUCCCGUACCUUCACUGUCAGCAGAGGGGAAUCCCUGGCUGGCUCCCCAGUAAACCGAUCGCCAUCUCGCAGCAGCGGGCUGAAUCGUGCCGAAUCCCCAAACCGGGAACGCAACUACUAUGGGGGCAGCAACACCCAGCUGUACAGCAGCAGCAGCACCAUCUACACGCCUGACUACUCCGUGCACAUCCUCUGCGACGUGCAGUUCGUCAAGAUCACCCGGCAGCAGUACCAGAACGCACUGGCAGCCAGCCGCAUGGACAGCUCACCCCAGUCCCCCGACAUGGAGGCGUUCAAUGAUGGCAACUCCACCAAGGCCCCGACAGCCCGGGGGACCCCACAGACCCCGAAGGAGGACCCCACCCCUACCCUCCUGAACGAGAGGAACAGCAUUGUUUGCAGCUGGUCAGACAGGCUCCACAGCCCCAGUGACUCCACAUUCCUCCGCGUGGAGGGAAUCCCCUUCAUCAAGGAGGAGCUGGCAGACAACGAGGAGAAAGGCAGGUGGCAAGCCAGCGAAUGCUGUGACAUCACCCUGGAGCCGGAGAGCCCGAACAGAGAGACAGCGAGCGGCACGUCCCCAAGCGGCACCGAGGAGACCCUGGGCAGGAAGCUGCUGAGGACACUGAGUGGGCAGAAGAGGAGGCAGUCCCCGGAUGGCGAGACGCCGCCAGAGAAUUCCAACCGAGCGCCAUUAAUCACCUGAGCGGCAGAGUGGCUGGAACGCAGUGCUGGAGUCCCAUGUAGCCUUGAGGUCUGCAGCAUGAGAGCCUCCUGCAGCGCAUCGUGAGCGACAGCAGCGAGUCUGCACGCCACUGCCUGCCCACCCGACACCUGCCGUCCCUCCAGGACGUGUGUCAAGCCCCAGGAGAGAACGGCAGGGCCCCUGAGUGGGACUGAAGCAGAGGCAGCAGCCCUGGACUUGCCAGGAAGUCAGGGCACGUGGCCAGCUGCUGCCCUGCUGCCAGGCGUUUCGUCUCAAACAGAAGAGAAAGACAGAAGUGACAGUGCCUGUGGAGUGGUUCCCCUGUGGCAAGAAGCAGGGAGAGGCGACCCAGCUCAGGCUACCCAGGACAUCCUUUAAUACUUAACAGCAGCUCCCAGCCCCUUUUGAAUCAGGGCCCCAUAGCGCUGGGUGCUGCAGCCAUAACGAGAUGGGGCUCCUGCCCCAAGGAGCGCCAUGCUCUGGGCAGUGCCCAUCCCCUCCCACCACACAGUUUGUGCAGUGACAGUCAAAACCUGCCCUCGCACUUCAGUGUGUCCCUGGGGAGCAGUGAACUGCCCAUCCUGCAGGCACUGGCCAGGUGUGGGCCUCAGGCCCCACACAGGGCUGAGUAUAUCCACCCCCCUCAGCUGGGGAAAGGAAGUUCAGAGCUGCACUUCAACCACCAUGGCCCUGCAACAGGCCUCAGCUCAGAGCCAUGAGUUGGCAUCAGAAUGUUAGAAAGAGCUUUAAAUCGCUGAUAUGGAGGCUGAAUGCAAUGUAGAUCCUUUACAUUAAAAACCAUCCCUCCUGAGCA
Messenger RNA from Chelonoidis abingdonii (Abingdon island giant tortoise), 2719 nucleotides. The record is from RefSeq and is a predicted model, not a curated record. Lineage: Eukaryota; Metazoa; Chordata; Testudines; Testudinidae.